GGGGCGUGUCAUCGCUCUUCACAAAGGAGAUAAGGAAAUACUUGAGUAAAAAAGAUUGAUCGCGAACAUUUUUACUUGUUUUGUGCAAAUAUACAGCAUAUAAGAAUGGUUGACGUGGAUGUCUUUGUGAGUAACAAUGCCUUAAUCGACAUGGAUAUCUAUCACUUGUGGCUUGAUGGCUAUUCAGCUCAUGAAGCCACAAGAAUCCAACAGAAGCGUGGUAUACAACAGCUAUAUGGUGCAACGUCUGAUAUGCUUAUUGAAGACAUCAUGGAUCACUAUAGAAUGUUCACAAUGCUCGAGAAAUUCUUACAAACUCCACAGAAGCUUGCCAGUCAGAAAAUCUUCCAAAUAAAACCCGAAAUGCAGAAGGCAUUGAUCGAAAAGUAUUAUGAAUUCAACCCACUGGUCGUACGUGAGCUUCUGGGCAAGAAAUUGUCGUCUAAACACCGCAAGGACCUUGAUGAUGUCAGUGAGAAAACAAAGGUUCCGCUAAAGAGCUGCAGAAGACAGUUUGAUAAUAUCAAGAGAGUAUUCAAAACAGUAGAAGAAAUGUUGGGUUCCCUGGUGGAAAACAUUAAACAGAACUACCUCGUAUCUGAUGAACUUGCCAAUAAGUAUGCAGCGAUUGUGUUUAUUACAAACAACAGGUUUGAGACUGGCAAGAGGAAGUUAUUCUACCUGAGUCUGGAUGACUUUGUAUGUUGUGCCAUGCACAUGAUCUCAAGGUGGUCCUAUAGUGCAAUGGAGUGUAAGCACCACCAUGACAUGGAUGUAGACUUAGAUAUAUCAUUCCUACAGGAUUGUAGAGAACUUAGGACCCUACAAGAAAAAGAAAUCCUAGAUGAGCAUAAAACUCUUACAUGUAGAAGUUUACAGGGGAAAAUCUCAGACAAGUCAUUAGCUGACCUGGAUUCUAAUUUCAAGAAUAUGUCAAAGAUACUAGUGAACAUAGCAUACAAUAUGAACCAUGCUAGGGAACUAAAAGAUAUCUUCAUAGACCUAGUGGAAAAGUUCAUUGAGCCAUGCAGACAGGUGGGCUGGACCUACACAGAGCUGGAAACUUUCUUGAAUGUCUACGGUGAAACAUGCUGGCAUCUUGAUACUUUUCCAAGGGGUCAGCAGGCGUUACUAAAAACUUGGGACAGAUACAUCAACACUAUAUCUACAUGCAUCCUGCAGAUGUAUCAUACUUGACCCACAGACUACUUUCUUGCCACAUUGUUGGGGUACCAUAACCUACAAAUAUUCAUUCAAGGACUGACUGUGUGAUCAAAUACAGGGUGAUAUUGGCCAAUCAAUGUGAAUAUGACUAAUUGCAACAAUGAGCCAUCAUGAUGAAUCGAUUCAUUUUAUUUUUACCAGUUGCAGCCUUAUGUACAGUUUUUUUCCUUGGGUUAGCAAGAGCACACUUCACAGCAAAUAAACUCAUUGAUAUAGAUUUUCCCAGACAUAGACUGCACAAUUUUCUAAUAGGUUGUUAAUAAAAUGAUUAGGUGAUUGCGUGGAAAUUUGCAUGUAUGUUUAUGCAGAUGGUCAUGAUUCUACUUAGGGGAACAUAAUUGAAAUACCUUUGUACCAAGGAUGGUGUAUGUCAUCAAAUCAUAGGACCUGUAUACACAUGCUGUAUAGGUGAUAGAUAUGAUCUCAUUUGAUUGUCCCUACUAUAUGCUAGGGAACCUUUUUAAGUACUCAAGAUUAUCACUUUGCAUGGGUAAAGUUCAUGAAAUGAGAUAAUUUUUUGGAUGAUAAGAAGUGUAAGGUGUUUUCUGUGACUAUAAAUUCAUGAAUCACCAUUAAGUACACAAACACUUGUACCAAAAUCUUGUUUUCUGUACAUAAGUAUCAGCAUAAAAAGCAUUUUAUUUCAAUACAAGCCUUUAUAGUUAUACAUAUCUAAAUUAUAAUUCUAAGCUAAUAUAACACCUAAAUGGUAGACUGUAAAUCAUGAGAUAAAUAGAAAGUAUCCUAUAUAGGAUGUUUUAUUUACAA
Molecule: messenger RNA, 1992 nt
Organism: Owenia fusiformis
Lineage: Eukaryota; Metazoa; Annelida; Polychaeta; Sabellida; Oweniidae
Source: the annotation of a GenBank genome assembly